AUGGGAUCUUUAAAAAUCGAUUUUGCUGUUGGCUAUAAUGCCACAAAGAUGGUUCUUUCAUCAUUUAAUUUCGUUGCCUCAAUACUGUUUACACUAGAAUGUUAUCAUAUAAUAGGACAUCUAGCCAUAUUGUUACGUAUUCGCAUGCUACCAAGACGAGAUUUAGUUAGAAUAAGAUUAUAUUUUCUGGUUGAUGCCUUAACAGUAUUUAUAACUAACUUUAUCUACAUUGGGAAACUGAAAUGGUUAGCAACUUUACAAAUAAUACAACACCUAUUCUAUUUCUUCACAUGGGAUCAAUCUUAUUUGGCCAAAAAGAUUAUAGAUUGGAGUUCUCUAGACUGGUUUAGUAGUUAUAAGAAUGGUCGAGUGGAGCUAGAUUCUAUUCUUGGAACAGCGUUUGAUGUUGGUGUACAUGCUAUCAAUGCAUACAUUCUAUCACAAUAUAUGUCUAUGUUGGAAAUCUUCAUAGGUGUUUCAAUAUCGUACAUGUCCAUAGGUUACUUCUUAUUCAGUUCCAAGUAUGCAUGGAGUAGUCCCUAUUCAAUGCCGAAAUGGGUUCAACAAAGGAUCCGGCCAAUUGUGCCACUGUAG
Molecule: messenger RNA, 594 nt
Organism: Lottia gigantea (owl limpet)
Lineage: Eukaryota; Metazoa; Mollusca; Gastropoda; Lottiidae
Exons: 3
Coding region: 1-594 (197 amino acids)
Source: RefSeq, a predicted model, not a curated record